AGGGCGGGACCCCUGCAGAGUGUGGGUGAAGGAGGAGACGCCAUUUUGUUAACUGCGAAGGCGGCGUUGAGUUGUUUUGUUUCACCGUAACUGGCAGACACGGCGGAGAGGUCCGAAACCGGCGAGUGGACAGCAUCGACCAUGCGGUUCCAGUACCAGAACGAACAGCCGUUUGAGAUGCGGCGGGCAGAGGGCGAGAAGAUUCGUGCCAAGUACCCUGACAAAGUCCCGGUCAUCGUGGAGAAGUGUCCGCGGACCCGUCUGCGCUCUCUGGACAAGAAAAAGUAUCUGGUACCCUCUGAUAUCACAGUGGGACAAUUCUGUUUCCUGAUUCGCAAACGCAUCCAGCUACGUCCCGAGGAAGCCCUGUUCUUCUUCGUCAAUAACGUGCUUCCUCCCUCCAGUGCCACCAUGGGGGAGGUUUACAAGGAACAUCACGAGCAAGAUUUGUUCAUGUACCUGCUUUACAGCUGCGAGAGUGUCUACGGCAACUGAACUACAGCGGGACAACGGCGGGGGGGGGAGGGUGGGG
This is a messenger RNA of Mobula hypostoma (lesser devil ray), 532 nucleotides long. Its product is annotated as gamma-aminobutyric acid receptor-associated protein-like. The record is from RefSeq and is a predicted model, not a curated record. Gene Ontology annotation, molecular function: GABA receptor binding; ubiquitin protein ligase binding. The transcript is spliced from 4 exons. Gene Ontology annotation, cellular component: autophagosome; cytosol; autophagosome membrane. The coding region runs from base 142 to 495 and encodes 117 amino acids. Gene Ontology annotation, biological process: cellular response to nitrogen starvation; autophagosome assembly; autophagy of mitochondrion. NCBI's taxonomy places the organism in Eukaryota, Metazoa, Chordata, Chondrichthyes, Myliobatiformes, Myliobatidae.